Lucilia cuprina (Australian sheep blowfly) is the source of this 447-nucleotide messenger RNA. RefSeq names its product GATA-binding factor C-like. The transcript is spliced from 2 exons. Lineage: Eukaryota; Metazoa; Arthropoda; Insecta; Diptera; Calliphoridae. The record is from RefSeq and is a predicted model, not a curated record. Bases 46 to 432 code for a protein of 128 amino acids.
UUUCUAUUAUUUUUAUUCUGUUUUUAGGUUAACCGCCCUCUAACCAUGAAAAAGGAAGGCAUACAAACCCGUAAUCGUAAAUUAUCCUCAAAAUCGAAAAAGAAAAAGGGUUUAGGAGGCGGCUGUUUACCCAUUGGCGGUCAUUUAGGCAUGGGUGAUUUUAAACCUUUAGAUCCUUCUAAGGGUUUUGGUGGAGGCUUUUCGGCUUCAAUGGCUCAACAUGGCCAUCUUUCCAGUGGUUUACAUCCAGCUCAUGCGCAUAUGCAUGGUGGCUGGUAUACCGGCGGCAUGGGAGCUUUAGGUGCUUCCAGUGGUUUACAGGGUGGCUUUUCAACGGCUGGUUCUUUAAGUGGCGGUGUUGUUCCACAUUCUCAGCCUUAUCAUUUAGGUUUGGGUUCAAUGGUAAGUUUUUCAAAGCAUUAUUUUUGUUGAUUUUUGUAAUUUUUU